Messenger RNA from Neocloeon triangulifer, 1269 nucleotides. Its product is annotated as 2-aminoethylphosphonate--pyruvate transaminase-like. Lineage: Eukaryota; Metazoa; Arthropoda; Insecta; Ephemeroptera; Baetidae. Gene Ontology annotation, molecular function: 2-aminoethylphosphonate:pyruvate transaminase activity. The transcript has 7 exons. Bases 20 to 1183 code for a protein of 387 amino acids. Gene Ontology annotation, biological process: organic phosphonate catabolic process. The record is from RefSeq and is a predicted model, not a curated record.
AGCUUCAUUCUGCGGCACCAUGUCUACAAAGAGAAGCGAUGGCAACAAAGCACUUUUCACUCCCGGUCCAUUAAACUGCACGCUGUCUGUGAAGAAGGCGAUGCUUCGAGACCUCGGUUCACGCGACCUAGAAUUCAUACAGACAGUGAAGGAAAUCCGCCUUGAGCUGCUGCGGGUGGCAGGAGUCGGAUGCGACGAGUUCACUGCUCUUUUGCUCCAGGGUAGUGGAACCUAUGCCGUCGAAGCUGUUCUGCACACUGUGCUUCCUAGAUCCGGGGGAAAGAUUUUAAUUUUGGUGAAUGGCGCCUACGGUCGCCGGAUGCAGAGCAUGUGUUCGUACGUGCCAUCCAUUGAGGUGGUUGUGCUGGAAUUCGGCGAGGACGAGGCGGUUUGCGAGGCGCAGGUGGAAAAUUUGCUACGCGAGUCGAAAAUCGAAUUUUCAGCUGUGUGCGUCGUCCACUGCGAAACGUCAUCUGGCGUAAUCAACCCCAUCGAGUCGAUCGGGCGCGCCGUCAAACGCCAACGACCUGAGUGCGUCUUUGUUGUCGACGCCAUGAGCAGUUUCGGCGCCGUCGAGCUUGAUCUGCGAAGCGCCGGCGUUGACUUCCUCGUCAGCUCGGCCAACAAGUGUCUUCAAGGAGUGCCGGGAUUUGCUUUUGUGAUUGCUCGCACCAAGAAAUUACUGCUGUGUCAAGGCAACGCACGUUGCUUGAGCUUGGACUUGUUGGCGCAGCACAAGGGACUCGAGGGCGACGGCCAAUUUCGUUUCACGCCGCCGACGCACGCUCUUCUCGCCUUCAGGCAAGCCCUGAAGGAGUUUUGGGAUGAAGGAGGACCCGCAGCGCGAGCUCAUAGGUAUAAGAAGAACUGCCAAAUUAUUCAAGACGGAAUGAGGGAGUUGGGCUUCAGGACACUGCUCGAUAAGAACAAGAAAGGCGCCGAUGGGUACAUAAUUUCUAGCUUCCGCUUUCCUGACCAUCCGAAUUUCAACUUUGAGGAAUUCUAUAAAAACCUCAGCGCACUUGGGUUGGUGAUCUAUCCAGGGAAAGUGACUCGCGCUCCUUGUUUCCGAAUCGGUCACAUAGGAGACCUGAACGCCGCCGACAUGGAGCGGCUGAUUGCAAGCAUCAAAAUCGUCCUCAAAGAGAUGAAAGUCGAAAAUCUUGACGCCAAAGAAGAGUGACCAAGCACAUGUUUUAUUUCAAUAUAUCUUUAUUAUUUACCCAAUAAAUAAAUAAAUAAAUUAAAAAUAAAUAAAUCAAAAUAAGU